Molecule: messenger RNA, 533 nt
Organism: Carassius carassius (crucian carp)
Lineage: Eukaryota; Metazoa; Chordata; Actinopteri; Cypriniformes; Cyprinidae
Product: small ribosomal subunit protein uS7m-like
Exons: 4
Coding region: 1-525 (174 amino acids)
Biological process (GO): translation; ribosomal small subunit assembly
Cellular component (GO): ribosome
Molecular function (GO): rRNA binding; structural constituent of ribosome; mRNA binding
Source: RefSeq, a predicted model, not a curated record
AUGGCAAUCUCCUUCAUCAACAUGAUGAUGCAAGAUGGCAACAAAAUCCUUGCUAGAGGAAUCAUGACACAGACUCUGGAGACUAUAAAGAGAAAACAGGUGGAGAAAUACCACAAAUCUCCUGCAGCCAAGAGAGAAGAGAUGAGUGUGAUCCACACAGCCCUGGAGAACUGCAAACCCAUCAUCAGCCCAACCAGAAAGAAGGAAAUUCUUAUCAGAAACAAACGAUACGGUCAAGCUUUAGGAACAACAUCAAAUCUCUAUCACUAUAUUGAAUCUUACUCUGAAUCAUUGUUCCUGCAGGUGCCCGUCUCUCUCACAGAUAACCGGCGGUGUUUUCUGGCCACGAAGUGGAUGAUCACAGAAUGCAGAGACAACAAACACCGCUGCACACACAUGUACGAGAAACUCUCGCAGGAGCUGCUGGCCGCCUUCGCUAACGAGGGAAACAUAGUGAAACGCAAACACGACCUUCACAAGAUGGCUGAAGCCAACAGGGCACAUGCACACUACUGCUGGUGGUAGAGAGAGGA